Messenger RNA from Plutella xylostella (diamondback moth), 3052 nucleotides. RefSeq lists its product as uncharacterized. The record is from RefSeq and is a predicted model, not a curated record. Gene Ontology annotation, biological process: regulation of transcription by RNA polymerase II. Gene Ontology annotation, molecular function: DNA-binding transcription factor activity, RNA polymerase II-specific; sequence-specific DNA binding; zinc ion binding. Gene Ontology annotation, cellular component: nucleus. NCBI's taxonomy places the organism in Eukaryota, Metazoa, Arthropoda, Insecta, Lepidoptera, Plutellidae.
ACGUCAACAAACGUUGCCAACCAAAACAAGUCAAAAACUAAAAUGGCGUCUUUACAAUAUUCUCUUUGUUGCGUGUGAAAUGAAAACAUUUAAAUACUCUUUGUCCUUGUUUUGAUUUCCCGGUGUGUUUAUAUGUGCUUAUAUUUCGUAAAAAUUAUCUUUAGAAGCAGAAAUAGCAAAGAAUUUUCAGGUUCUUUCACUACAGCUCAUAGUAUAAUAUUGUGAUAAGUCUUGUCCAUUAAUAGGUUUAUGGUCGAAGGUCUCACCAAAAGGAGUUUUAUCACGAUAUAGUCCUAAAUAUUCGAGAAAAUGGAACAAGAAGUAUUGCCUGACACGGAUUUUGUAUGUGAUUAUGAGGAAUGUUAUAUAGAAGAUGAUGAAGAGACCACCCCUGUUACAGUUAACAGGGCCCAGUUGCAGGCAUGCAGAAUAUGUCUCUCGACUCACCCAAACCUGGUUGAGAUCAAGGAGGUGUGCGGUCAAGUCUACACGGUGCUCCUGUGUCUACCAUAUGAAGACACAGACGCACUGCCACACUACCUGUGCAAGCAAUGCGAAGGGGCCCUGAAAAACUACAUGCAAAUGAACUUGAGAAGUCUAAAAACUCAUGACAAGAUGAUUGCAGCGCCUCAAACUUCAAUGGCAUGCAUAGUCUGUUACCGGAGUAAACUCAUCAUGGUUCCGUGCAACAGCUCCGUGACAUACAUCUACAAGCUGCUGACGGGCAUAGACCACAACGACAGCUCGACGCUGUACGUCUGCCCGCGGUGCCACGAGGCGCUGAAGAAUUACAUGAAGAUGCGGCUGAAGAGUAAGAAAUCGCACCAGCUGAUGAUCGGCAUGCUCAAACGUGGGACGCUUACCGAAGAUAAUAUAAAAAAACUUGAACAGGCUGAAAAAGACAUCCAAACUGAUGUCAAAACUAAUAACUCCGAUGUGACAACUAAAGUGGAACUUAAUGAUCCUGAAAAAAUAAUAAAUCUGUACAAAAUAGAAGAGAAUAUUAAGUAUGAAAUAGUUGAUAAUGACCAUGAUACAAAGGAUUUAGUUGAUUCAAUUCUAAGAGAAGCUUGCGGCAAUGAUUAUGAUGAUAAUAGAAUUGUUAACGAAAAUAAUGAAGCUAAUGACACUGGUAAUGCUACGAUAGUCAGCAACAUCGGUGUCACAAACGCGCCUAUAGUUAAAACCGUUAUUAUUAGGAAAAAGAAAGAAAACAAUAGCACUGAACAACAAGUUAAUGAUGAACAACAACAAAUUAACGAAAAUAAUUGGAAUGAUGACUUGAAACGGUUCGAUCCUAAUGGUAUAAGCCAUGAGGAGGUUAUUGAAAGCACACAUGAUGUGUCACUUAAUGUCAACACAACCGCUAAUGAUGAUAGCGUCACAAAACAGAAAGCAGACAUUUCUCCAAUAAUCAUAAACAACAUUUGGUUCAAAACGACAUAUCCUGACGACAUAACUACUAAAGAAAAUGAUAUUGAUACUGAAGCUGAACCUGUCAAAGUAAAAGAAGAAAAACACUCAACUACAAUGCUCGAAAAUGGUAUGGAGGUGGAUGAAGAGGUUUUCGAGACUUUCCACAUCACUACACUGACUGAAGAGGAGAAAAAACAGAUAAUCGAAGAAAGACAGUUUGGGAAGAACUAUUUGAACUCUCCGUUUGUGUGCACUUUGUGCUAUGUUGGAUUCACGAAACAGUCUGGCCUGGAGAAACAUAUGAAACACCAUUGUCCGACGCGGGGCCCGUACGAGUGUCUCACGUGUCACUUUAGAUUCCGCACCGCGCGGUUUGUGAAGAGCCACAUGGAGAUACACCACGACUACGAGUGGAAGUGCAAGGAGUGCCCCUUCAAGACUUAUAACAAAAAAUCAGCGAAAUUUCAUCUAACCUACCACGUUGACAGCUACAAAUGUGAUGUUUGCGGAGAAUUAUUUCACCGCUACUGGGCCCUAUUCACGCACAAGCGCUACAGCCACGGCUGCGGUCCGACGGAGCUGGCGUGCGGACUGUGCGGACACUCGCUGUCGUCCGCCGGCGGACAGCGGCGGCACAUGGCGCACUCGCACCCCGGCGACACGAGGCAGGUGCCGAUCGACGGCCCGCGCUGCGGCGAGUGCGACGUGCGGUUCGUGUCGCUGGAGGCUCUAGAGACGCACCUGCAAGUCAGCGAGAGGCACAACCCGACAUCCCUAAUUGAAGAUUCUACUUCUCAUCCUGCCUUGCAACCGAGGUAUUCGCCGCCGCUCACAGAGCAGACCACCCCUCGACGGAGACAGAAGCGCGCGCCGCCGUCGGCCGUGUGCGAGCUGUGCGGCCGAGACUUCCACAACUCGACCAUCCUCCAGGACCACAUGAACGUGCACUACAGCCGCACGUUCCGGUGCGCUGUUUGCGGGAAGGAAUUCGCCAAAGUGACGUCUCUGAACCAGCACUUGAACAUACACGAGGCGGCCAAGUACCCGUGCCGCGUGUGCUCGAGGAUGUUCAAGUCCUACACCAAUAGAUAUAGGCAUGAACACGUGGUACACGCGAAAAUUAGAAAAUUCAAGUGUAAAUACUGCGAGAAAACCUUCAAGGGCAAACAGGAGACGGUGGCGCACCAGAAGCACGUGCACGAGAAGAUACCGUGGCCGGCGAGGCACCGGCGCCGCGCGGGCGAGGGAGACGGCACGAGGGGAGAGACAGCACCAAGAGAGAGAUAGCACGAAGAGAGAGACUGUAGGAAGAGAGAGAUAGCACGAAGAGAGAGACAGUAGGAAGAGAGAGAUAGCACGAAGAGAGAGACAGUAGGAAGAGAGAGAUAGCAAAAAGUGAGAGAUAACACGAAUAGAGCGUAAAGAGAGAUAGCACGAAUAGAGAGAGAAGAGAGUAUGAAAUGUUAGGAAACUGAAAUAUCAAAACAAUUUUUGUUUUAGAGUACUUGUAUAGCGUAGCAAAUAAAGCAUUGGAAAUAAAAAAAUACGCAAUCAUGCAACGUUAUAAUUUUUGUGGUAAGCAUGGUUUUAAAAUAAAAUACAUGGUUGAAUUUCUCUUAUAGUUGUAUAUUAUAUA